Messenger RNA from Stylonychia lemnae, 2109 nucleotides. The record is from the annotation of a GenBank genome assembly. Lineage: Eukaryota; Ciliophora; Spirotrichea; Sporadotrichida; Oxytrichidae.
AUGGAUUCAAACAUGUAAAUGCUCGGAAGAAAUUUGCCCAAGACUCAUCAGUUUUAGUUCCAAACUAUAGCUAAUGUGGCAACAGCAUUGAACAAAAAUUUUCUUAACAAAUUCAACAAAAAAGGUAAUGAGCCCCCAAAGAAGCAUGAAAUGUUAAGCCAAAAAAGAGAGAAAUCUGAUUAUGAUUCAUUUGUGGACUAUCUUGAUGAUGAAAUCAAUGAAAAUUUUGAAGAAAAUACAAGGACUACAACGAAAGUCAAGAUUAAGGUGAACUGCUCUUGCUCAGGUAGAGUCAGUUCAGAGAUUUGUAGACACAAUGCCCAAAAAUAAGAUGAUGCUGACAAGCUAGUUUAAAGAGUAGAGGAGAUGGCUGCUAUGAAAGCUUAAAUUAUGGAGGAUUAAGCAAGAGAAGACCCUCAAUAAUUCUUUGAAUCGCUAUUUAAGAAAAAAAUAGAAGAUUAUAAACAUGGAACUUCAAAGUAAAAUUCACUUUCACAAGCGUAAAUAGAAAAUAAAACACUCUAAGAGAAAUUAAAAAAGUAAGUUGAGGAAAUGAUAGAGCUAAAGAAGUAAAAGUCAAUUUUAAGUGCAGUUGGGGGCUAAGAUAACACUAGCAAGUCUAAUGUUAGUCGAAAUAACAAAGAAACUGAUACCUUCUCUGAAUCAAUGUCCAGAAAAUUAAAAUCACCUACUAAAAAAGCAUAAAAUGAUCAAUCAUCUUAUAGGCCAAAGAGUUCAAUGGACCCUAAUUUGUAGCAAAAAUUUUCCACUGCGAUGGAUGGAAAAAUAAAGAAUUAAACAAUGAUGAAUUUAAGUCAAAGGUCAUUUAACCCUUAAUAGUCUAAUAGUAAUAGCAAUCAAGCAUCGUCAUUUAUUAAGACUAAUUAGAAUGAUCAUGAAAAAUUAGUUCCUCCCCAUUCACCUCAUUUAAAGUCAGUUGGUCUCGCUGUAAUUUCAGGUAAUAAAUUAAUGGCUCAACAUGCUCUCGAAUUAAAUCCUCAUCUCGACCAUUAAACAAAAUAUAAAUCUUUUAAUAACCCAAAGGCACUUUCUCAAAUAUCUUUCAACCCUGAGUCUAAGAACAAUUCUAAUGUUAAUAAAAUGCGUCAAAGCUUAAUGGAUUUCAGUAAAAAGUAGCUAUCUAAACAAGAAAAGCAACUUCUUUCACCGAAGAAAAGAUAGAGAAAAAUGUCAACCACUUCAAACCUUCAAUUGAAUGUGUCCAGACUUUCUAGAGAUCCAGAAACGCCUAAAAUCAAAUUAACCUAACCAGAUAAGAGCGUUCUUAACCUUAGCCAUAAUGAUGAUCCAAAUUCUGAUAGUUUUAGUAGUGAUAACGACAAUGAUAACUCUGUAAGAAAUAGUGAUAUGGAGUUAAAAUAUCCUAGUGGCUUAACUUAAAACAUAAGCUAGUAGAAUACAAACAGAAUGUCACUUUUCCAUAAACAAAGAAGUAAUGAAAAGAAAAAUUCUAAUGAAAUAGAGAAUCACAAUCAUAAUUAUAAUUAGAAUGAUUAGUUUAGCAGGAACAACAACAACAAUUAUGAUGGCUAGAAUAAUUAUAGUUAUGCCCUCAGUCAGAGUAACUAGAAUGAUAGAUAAAAGCCAAAUCAGACUUCAGGAUUUUUCCCAGCCAAUAAAUACGAUGAUAGGAAUCAUGCUCCAUUACCUCCCUCUAGGAACAACGGGUUAAAUAGCAAAAAGAACAGUAAUGAAAACCAUAAGUAUCAAAGUCAUGGGCAUAAAAAUCAUCAUAGCAUCAGCAAUUAGAACUACAAUUAGGACAAUCACUAUUACCAAAGUAGUAGCAGACAUAACCUCAAUCCUAACAAUGGCAAUCACAGUCAUGUUAGAAGGGGAUCACAUCAAAACUAAUCUGGCCACCUGCUUGGUCAAUAUUAGUCUCCUCCAUAGUAUCAAAGUUCCAGUUAGCCCUACAGCACAGUUUUAUCUUCUAGAUUAGGACUUAGAUCUGAUCAAGUAGAAUAUGAUAGAUGGCAGUAGAAGGAAAUGCAAAAGCAAAACUAUGAUAACUAUUUCUUGUAAAAGUAUCUAAACAAAUAAAAGGCUUCGGAGUACUCUCACUAUAGGCCUACAUUCAAUAUGUGA